AUGUUCCUCCAAGUAGGAGUGAUGCUGCCAACAGAGCUAAUCACCUCACACGUGGCAAUUUUGCCCCUGGAGCGCGAAGCCAUCUCGAAGCUGCACUUGAAAGGGCUGAUCUUGUUGAAUGUGAGGAGGAAGGGCGAGUCAUUUACCUUCACACUUGGUUCAUUCAUCACAGAACAUUGCCCAGAUGCUACGACGGCCGAGCAUUGCGACUCACAGGAAACUCAAUGCACUGGUUUGAUGAAAUUGCAGACACAUGGGCUGAUGUCAUCCAUCCAGGAGCACCAACUUUCCGUCACACCGAAGUUGUUGCCCCACCUGACGCACCUGGGGACAUUGGAACAUGCGUUUGGUUUUCACUGUUCUGCAUAUGCCUUUGGUCAGCACGACAAAGUUUUCUGCGUGCCACUUGGAUGGCCUGCCUUGCAGACACAAUAUCAUGUCCUCUUUGCCAAUGAGGGCAUCCCAGAUGCCUGGGCCUUCAUUGUGCUUGGUGAAAAGUAUGAUGACCAAGGCGAUUCCAUCCUUUCUCUCCUUGGGUGGUCGGCACAUCAGGUGCGAUAUGAUCCGGCCAGUCCGUUCUUUGCCGGAGCCACAAGAAUCGGGCCACACAUCGCUGAGAGAGAAGGCCUUUUCUUUGCUGCCCUAUGGCGUGCUCAGCUCAAUAUCAACAUUCCCACUGUAUUUCGCAGCGACUCCAGUUUGGCAAUCGGGCAAGCCUCUGGGCGUAUCGGUGCAAUUGAGAUUGAUCUCUCUUUCUCGUUACUCAGAGGUCUCUUCCAGUUCCUUGAAGCUGCUUUGGGCCCCGAUUUGCUGCUGCUUGAGCACAUCUAUGGUCACAACAGUGAUCCUUGGAAUGAAGCGGUAGACGCCAUUGCCAAGCAGGAAGCACAACAGAGCUUCUUUCUUCAGCGUCCUGACAUUGACCUCCGACGAUGGCAUCAGGCGAUUCCAUUCUUGUGGAUGCUCUUCGGUGACCAUUGCGGAUGCCCACAAUUCUGCGGCGAUGGCUUCAAUGUAUGUGCUCCCAGUUUGCCACCGGACGCCAUUUGUGUGCCCGAGUCUCCGGCCUUCACAACCACCUCAAGCAAGUUUGAUUUCAAGAUUAGCUUUGCUUCUGCGAAUGUAUCCACGCUUGGUGUUGGCUCCAAAGGCCACACAGGCAAGCUGGACUACAUCAAGGGCCAGUUUGUCAACUUUCACUUGAACUUCCUUGGGGUACAAGAAGCGCGUACCCAGAGGGCUACAUGGUGGUCGGAGCUUCACCGCAUCCUGCAAGCAUGCCAUCAAGAUGUGCCUUUGGUUGCCAUGAUUGACGCCAAUGCUGCUCCGGGUGACGGGGAUCUCAGGCAUGUUCUUGGAGCAGGCUUCGCUGAAACCUCUGGUACUCCAUUCCUCAGACAGUUUCUGGAAACUUUCGGCCUUUUCCUGCCCUCAACAGGUCCUUUGCACACAGGUCCACGCCAUACCUGGACCGCACCGGAUGGAGUCAGCCAGCAUUGCAUUGAUUAUGUUGCAAUUCCAAAUUCUUGGCUCAGUCGAUGCGUGUGGUCGCAGUGCCUCGAGGACUUCGACCUCAAUGUGACACAUGUAGAUCACAUUCCAGUUGGCCUUGAAGUGGGUUGGUCUGACCUCAUUCUGUGCUCCCAUGACACAAAGAGUGACUCAGGAUCGAAGUUUGACAGAAAUGCCAUCGGCAGCGUUGAUCUUGCACCUUUUCUCUCCCAGUCCCAUGACAUUUCAUGGAACACUGAUAUUGAAUCGCAUGUUGAUGCACUCAAUGCUUCUUUCACUGGCGUCUUACAGCAGUAUUGUCCCAAGCCACAACGGUCUCCCAAAAAGCCGUUUAUUGAUGACAGGUGUUGGGCCUUGAGGACUUGCAAAUUGCGCCAGAGACGAAUUGUCCGUCGGACAUUAAAUUGCAUUGGCCGAGAAUCCCUCCAUAGAAGUUUCUUUGCGUGGCGAUCCUUGAAAUCAUCUUGCAAGCCCUCUAGUGACCCGCUUUUGGAUCUCUCCUUCAAUUAUGGUACCACACUGCGUUGCGGAGGUCUUCGUGCCAUUGCACAACUAUGGAACACCUGCCGUGCGUUGAAAAAGCAACUGCAAUUGGCCAAGAAGCAGUGCCUUGCUGAUCGCAUCAAGGAGUCGAGCUCGCUCACAUCCGCAUCAGAUAUACUGCGCAUCCUUCGGCCUUUUGUAGGAUCAUCCAAUGCCAAGAACAAAGGACCCCGUCCAUUACCACUUGUCUGUGAUGACAAUGGUCUCCCGUGUGCAUCAUCCUCAGCUGCACUGAACCGGUGGAUUGACUUUUUCAUGGCUAUGGAAGGUGGUUCUCGCCUUGAUACCCAUGAGCAGAGGCGUCUUUGGAUCCAAGGCUUGAAAGAACACACUGCAAAUCACCUUGAUGUGAAUGUUGCUGAGAUUCCAUCCCUUGUUGAGCUUGAAGCGGCUUUUAGGAGAGUCAAAAAAGGCAAGGCCUCUGGACCAGACCAGUUGCCGUCUGAGCUUUUUCAUCAGUACCCUGCUGUCCUCGCGCGGCAUUGUUACUCGGUCCUUUUGAAAGUCGCUCUACAAGGCCAAGAAUGUUUGAUUCACAAGGGCGGCACCCUCGUACCGCUUUGGAAGGGGAAGGGUGACCAAAGCAUUUGUUCCUCCUUCCGCAGUAUACUAUUGAGCUCACAUUUCGGCAAAUCACUUCAUCGCGCCCUGCGAUUGAAGCAAGCAGAUGUAUACGAAGCGUACAUCCAUGCUCAACAGCUAGGAGGGAGACGCAAAACACCAGUCACUUUGGGCGCCCAUCAAGCCAGAGCAUUCCUGCGCUAUCACAAGCAGCAGGGACGACCAACAGCGCUCCUGUUCCUUGAUUUAACGGAAGCCUUCUAUAGGGUUGUCCGACCAUUGGCGCUGUCGGGAUCCCUGAAUGAUGAGGUCCUUGCUGCCAUGGCAUGCAGAUUGCAGUUGGAUGCCAAUGUGAUCAGGGAGCUCCAUGGACUUCUGAGACAGCCUGGUGCUAUUGAACAUGCACAGCUCCCUGAACAUGCCCAACGUAUUGGCUCGACUGUUGAUGAAAACCGUAAUGCAUUGACAGAUCGUUUGGUCCCUCCAAUGCAAGCGGCUGGACCUCAGCGCGACUUCCAAAGGCAGCUUCAGUCUGUUGACGCGUGGCCUUUUCUAUCCACCGAUGUAUACCAGACUGCCGAGCACUUCCAAGACUUGGCACACAUUGAAGGGGCCUGCAGUGAAGUCCGCUGGCCAGAGGAAGCUUUCCCUGUCCCGUGUCGAAGUCUUAAGAUCUCGCAAGGCCACUUUGGUGCACGGACCCCAAAGCCCACCAACCUUCUGAGUCUUAAUUUGCCCGGCUUGAAGGAAGAGUUGAACCAGCAUUCUGUUUGUGACAACUUACCCAAGCGGGCAGCGAUUGGCCGUCAACAUGACGGUAGCUGGGCUACUUCACAAUUGAAGGAGUAUCCCCCGGCACUUUGCUUUGCACUUGCAUCCUGUUUUUUUCAUCACAUUGUCAAGGUCCCAGUGGCUGCCCGCACAGAACCUGCAGACCACUUUUUGGACUUGUGUCAGAGCUUGCUUGUACAAUCCUUCUCUGAGCACAUUGGAAGGGACUUUGCGGGAUGA
Molecule: messenger RNA, 3627 nt
Organism: Cladocopium goreaui
Lineage: Eukaryota; Dinophyceae; Suessiales; Symbiodiniaceae
Source: the annotation of a GenBank genome assembly